CAGCUGAAGAAGCAGCGGGAGGCGCAGCCCGAGGGAGGGGAAGGCGAGAUCCCCGGAGGAGCCGGCCCAGGGGGUGAACCUGGGGAAGGGAGAGGAAAAAGGAAGAGAGAGGGUGAAGAGCAGUCCUGUGCGCAAGGACAGGAGAAGCUAAAGAAGAAACAACGGUCUCGCAGCUCUUCUGAAGAAAGGGCGGAUACUGAGGAGGCAGCAGAUGGCAGCACUCCCUUGAAGAAGAAGAAGAAGACGGAAAACAGAAGAAAAUCGAAGGUGCCACAAGAGAGGACUGAAGCAGAUUCUGAAGAAGACAUCAAACGACAGGAAAACAGAAGCAACCUUAAAAAUAAGUCUUCUAAAAGGAAGAAGAGGGAUGAGGAAACAGAGGGAGCUGAAACAAGGAAUAAAGAGAACAGUGAAAGAGCUGAAGGAAAUGAAAGCACAAAGGAGGAGCUGUCCUUGGCAGCCUCAGCGGAAGAGGCAAAUCCUCCACCCUCCAGUUUGGUGGUUCUUGCAGAUUACGACAGAAGGCCAGUGCAGAAGGUUCAGCCCUUCUUACCGCAGUGGCUUGCUCAACCCAAACUAGUGCAAAAACGUAUCAAAGAUAAUCUAGUUCCAAUCAGAGAUGUCCCGGGAAUUCAUCCCAGGUUGUUGAAAAAGCUGCAAAUGAAUGGGAUAGAGUCGUUUUUUCCAGGUACCUUGAUAGUGCGUGUUGUUCUGCAGAGUGCAUCCAAUGGGUACUUGAUGGGGCAGGGAGGAUACCGCCCCAAAGACAUCUGCGUCUCGGCACCGACUGGCAGUGGUAAAACCCUGUCUUUUGUCAUACCCAUAGUACAGGUUCUGCUAGAUCGAGUAGUUUGCCAAGUACGAGCUCUGGUUGUUCUGCCCACCAAAGAACUGGCACAGCAGGUGAGUAAAGUGUUCAACAUUUACACUGAUGGGACAGGUCUGAAGGUCGUUUUGAUUACUGGCCAGAAAUCUUUUGCAAAGGAGCAGGAGAUGCUUGUCCAGAAGAAAGUGACAGGCUACUGCAGCCUGGCUGAUAUUAUUGUGGCUACACCAGGGCGGCUCACAGAUCACAUUAGCCAGACCCCGGGGUUCAGCCUGACAGAGCUUCGCUUCCUGAUCGUAGACGAAGCUGACCGUAUGAUCGAUGACAUGCACCAGAACUGUCUGAACCAAAUUGUCAAAGCUGCAUUCCAAAUAGAAAAUGACUCUGGCUCCAACAUGCUUUUUCAGAGGACCAAACCAGGGCCUCUGACAGCGGCCAGCUCCUGCUAUCCUCACAUACCCUUACAGAAACUGCUGUUUUCAGCCACACUCACCCAGGACCCAGAGAAACUGCAGCAGCUGGAUUUAUUCCAGCCUCGCCUCUUCACGUCUGUCUACUCCGAGAAGAAAACACUCGGAGAUGGAACAGAGACAGAACAAGAAACUAAUAAGAAGUACACACUCCCUGAGGGACUAUCGCAAUGUUACGUGCCUUGUGACCUGAAUUCCAAGCCUUUGCUCCUCUUGCAUUUCAUGCUGACAAUGAAAUUUACCCGCGUGUUGUGCUUUACCAACUCCAGGGAAGCUUCUCACAGAUUGUUCCUGCUGGUUCAAGCCUUUGGUGGAGUCACUGUGGCUGAAUUUUCUUCUCGGUUACCUCCAAAUGAGAGACAGAGAACCAUGAAGGAAUUUGAACAAGGAAAAAUACAACUGUUAAUCAGCACCGAUGCCACUGCACGAGGGAUUGACGUGAAAGGAGUGAAUUACGUAAUAAACUACGAUGCGCCUCAGUUCAUCAGAACAUACGUUCACCGAGUUGGAAGAACGGCUCGUGCAGGAAAAGUUGGUGUUGCUUUCAGCUUGGUCCUUAGAAUUCAGGAACGCAGGUUUCUGCGGAUGUUGAAGGAUGCCGGCAUCCAAGACAUAAAGAAGCACCCGGUGAAGGGCAACUCAUUAAAGCCGUUGGUGCAGCAAUAUGAGGAAGCUCUGCGUAGACUUGAGAAGACAGUCAAGAACGAGCGAGCACAGAAACGAGCCUGA
Messenger RNA from Balearica regulorum gibbericeps (East African grey crowned-crane), 2025 nucleotides. The record is from RefSeq and is a predicted model, not a curated record. Lineage: Eukaryota; Metazoa; Chordata; Aves; Gruiformes; Gruidae.